GCAAAGAAGAAGAAGAAGCGCAAGCCCAAGAAGAAGAAGAAGGGCGGUGCCAAGGUCCAGAGCUCUCCUCCCCGAGUUCCCGUGUCGGAAUUGUUCCCCAACGGCCAGUACCCCGAAGGCGAGAUUGUCGAAUACAAGGAUGAGAACUCCUACCGCACAACCAAUGAAGAGAAGCGAUAUCUUGACAGGAUGAGGAAUGAUUUCUUGCAAGAAUAUCGCCAGGGAGCCGAGGUGCACCGUCAAGUGCGUCAGUAUGCGCAGAAGAACAUCAAGCCCGGACAGACCUUGACCGAGAUCGCCGAGGGGAUUGAAGAUGCUGUCCGCGCCUUGACCGGCCAUCAGGGCCUGGAGGAGGGCGAUAACAUCAAGGGUGGCAUGGGUUUCCCCUGUGGUCUCAGCAUCAACCACUGCGCCGCCCACUACACCCCGAACGCGGGGAACAAGAUGGUCUUGCAGCAAGGCGAUGUGAUGAAGGUCGAUUUUGGUUCCCAUAUCAACGGCCGCAUUGUCGACAGCGCCUUCACCAUGACCUUUGACCCCGUCUACGACCCGCUCUUGGAGGCGGUUAAAGAUGCGACGAAUACCGGCAUCCGCGAAGCUGGUAUUGACGUGCGCAUGAGCGAUAUUGGUGCUGCCAUUCAGGAAGCAAUGGAGAGCUACGAAGUCGAGCUCAAUGGCACUAUGUACCCCGUCAAAUGUAUCCGGAACCUUAACGGCCACAACAUCGACCAGCACAUUAUCCACGGCGGCAAGAGUGUGCCUAUUGUGAAGGGCGGUGAUCAGACCAAGAUGGAGGAGGGCGAAGUAUUUGCCAUCGAAACCUUCGGCAGCACCGGAAAAGGCUACGUGAGAGACGACAUGGAAACCUCUCACUAUGCCUUGGUUCCGAACGCUCCUUCUGUCCCUCUGCGACUUUCAUCUGCAAAGAACUUGUUGAGUGUGAUCAACAAGAACUUCGGCACCCUGCCCUUUUGCCGCCGCUACCUCGACAGAUUGGGUCAGGAUAAGUACCUCCUCGGUUUGAACAACCUCGUCUCAUCGGGAAUCGUCCAGGAUUAUCCCCCCCUGGUCGAUAUCAAGGGCUCCUACACUGCCCAAUUCGAACACGUAAGGAAUCAUCAUUUGAACCCCAUCAAUACUUCUCCGUACAGUGAGACUAAUUGGCCACAGACCAUCGUUCUUCGACCAACUCUCCGCGUGGCCUCAUCCCAGAAAUCAAAGUCCUCAACAGACGCCGAGCCUUCAACGCGAAUUCCUCCUCCGAAUACAUCAGUAGAAGACCAUUUUUUCUGGACAUACACGGAGGAACCACAUCGUUCCAGACGACAAGCGAUCAUCAAGGCGCAUCCAGAGGUAACAAAGCUCUGUGGACCGGAGCCCCUGACGAAAUGGGUUGUCUUUGGUGUUGUCGCACUCCAGAUCUUUUGUGCCUGGGCCCUCCGGAACACUUCGAUGCUCGACUGGCGUUUCCUAUUAACCGGAUAUUUGAUCGGCGCGACGGCGAACCAGAACCUCUUCCUCGCCAUCCAUGAGAUCUCACACAACCUGGCAUUCCGUUCUCCGUUUGCUAAUCGACUGUUGGCCAUUGUGGCUAAUCUACCGAUUGGAAUUCCUUAUAGCGCUUCAUUCCGGCCAUACCACCUGACGCAUCACAAGUCUCUUGGAGUCUCUGGGCUGGACGCUGAUCUGCCGACGGCCUUGGAGGCCGUCUUCCUGGAUUCUCUGCUGGGCAAGGCGUUCUUCUGCACGUUCCAGAUCUUUUUCUACGCCGUGCGGCCUAUGUUUAUCUAUACGCCCGCGUUCACAUCAAUCCAUCUGUUAAAUGUGAUUGUGCAGCUGACGUUCGACUAUAUCCUUACCUGGAGCUGUGGCUCGAUCCAGCCCCUGCUCUACCUGCUGCUCAGCUCCUUUCUGGCGGGGUCACUCCACCCCUGUGCCGGCCAUUUCAUUGCCGAGCACUACUUCUUCUCCCAGGUCGAAGCGGGCGGCACCGAGUCCCUGCAGGAGCGCAGGCAGAUGAAGAACGCAACUGGCUCUUCUUCUAAAGACCGUGUCCCGCACCCUCUAGACUCGCUGCCUCCGCCAGAGACCUACUCCUACUACGGCCCGCUCAACUUCUUUACCUACAAUGUCGGUCUGCACAACGAGCACCACGAUUUCCCUGCCAUACCAUGGACACGCCUGCCGGUCUUGCACAAGAUGGCCAAGGAAUUCUAUGAGCCGCUCCCCUGCCACCAUAGCUGGGUUUGGGUGCUGUGGACCUUCAUUCUCGACAAGAACGUCGGCAUGUGGUGUCGUGUUAAGAGAGCCCAGGGCGGUCGCAUCGUGGGCGGUGGUGCUUCUGCUUCUAGUCGAGCUGGUCGUGGCGGGGAGGGUAUCCCUGCAGCCGAAGACGAGGCAGGUGAUGGAUGGAAGGAAAGCGAAAUUCAGAAUUAA
This is a messenger RNA of Penicilliopsis zonata CBS 506.65, 2436 nucleotides long. RefSeq lists its product as hypothetical. NCBI's taxonomy places the organism in Eukaryota, Fungi, Ascomycota, Eurotiomycetes, Eurotiales, Aspergillaceae. Gene Ontology annotation, cellular component: membrane. The record is from RefSeq and is a predicted model, not a curated record. Gene Ontology annotation, biological process: sphingolipid biosynthetic process; proteolysis. The annotation marks the transcript as partial. Gene Ontology annotation, molecular function: sphingolipid delta-4 desaturase activity; metalloaminopeptidase activity. The transcript is spliced from 7 exons.